UCCGAUCGUGUGGGAGGCGGGGCUUGUGCUGAUGUGUUUUCCCGCGAAUAGUUGCGGGUAAUUAGCAAAAUGUCUAAGAAAAGAGGUCUUAGCGUAGAAGAGAAAAGAACCCGCAUGAUGGAAAUAUUUUUUGAAACUAAAGAUGUUUUCCAGCUGAAGGACCUGGAGAAAAUUGCCCCCAAAGAAAAAGGAAUCACUUCCAUGUCUGUGAAGGAGAUCCUACAAAGCUUAGUGGAUGAUGCAAUGGUGGACAGUGAUCGCAUUGGAACAUCUAACUAUUAUUGGGCCUUCCCCAGCAAAGCUCUCCAUGGUCGGAAGAGAAAGUUGGAAACAUUGCAGGCGCAGUUGGAAGAAUCUAACCAGAAGAAGAAACAUUUAGAGCAAAGUGUUGAAAAAGCCAAAGUUGGGCGGCAAGACACGGAAGAGCGAUCCAAAUUGGCAAAGGAGCUAGCAUCUCUGAGACAGCAAAGAGAACAACUCCGGGUGCAGUUGGAUAAAUACAAAGAGUGUGAUCCGGAGGUCGUAGAAGAAAUCCGCCAAGCAAAUAAGGUUGCCAAAGAAGCAGUUAAUCGUUGGACAGAUAAUAUUUUUUCAGUUAAGUCUUGGGCAAAAAAGAAAUUUGGCUUUGAAGACAGUAAAAUUGACAAAACAUUUGGAAUACCUGAAGAUUUUGACUAUAUUGAUUAAAUUCAUAAUCGU
Spea bombifrons (plains spadefoot toad) is the source of this 699-nucleotide messenger RNA. It is a transcript of the gene MND1, whose product is annotated as meiotic nuclear divisions 1. The record is from RefSeq and is a predicted model, not a curated record. NCBI's taxonomy places the organism in Eukaryota, Metazoa, Chordata, Amphibia, Anura, Pelobatidae. Gene Ontology annotation, molecular function: double-stranded DNA binding. Gene Ontology annotation, biological process: reciprocal meiotic recombination. Gene Ontology annotation, cellular component: nucleus. The transcript is spliced from 8 exons. The coding region runs from base 70 to 687 and encodes 205 amino acids.